Molecule: messenger RNA, 3736 nt
Organism: Pungitius pungitius (ninespine stickleback)
Lineage: Eukaryota; Metazoa; Chordata; Actinopteri; Perciformes; Gasterosteidae
Gene: pign
Product: phosphatidylinositol glycan anchor biosynthesis, class N
Exons: 29
Coding region: 328-3126 (932 amino acids)
Biological process (GO): GPI anchor biosynthetic process
Cellular component (GO): endoplasmic reticulum membrane
Molecular function (GO): mannose-ethanolamine phosphotransferase activity
Source: RefSeq, a predicted model, not a curated record
GUCAAAGUCAUAACAAGGAAGUGAAUCCUCACGGUGCUUCUUCCACUAAUUAAUCUUCUUAGAAAGAGGGACUGUUGGUUUUGUAGUAGGACGCAUUUAAAGAUUACGUUGAUCUAGUUCUGGGCAACAAAUCCGUCGCGUUCUCUAGACGACUGCGUAGAUAAUAUGGAAACUAAUUCAGGCAAAUACUGGGUUACUUAGAUCAUAUUCGUUCAUUUACCUGCCAGCGACACUCGUUCUUGUGUGCAGAUUCCACUGACAUGUCACAGUCAUCUUUUCUUCCCCCCCCCCUGGUUGCUUUGCAGACAUAGCUCACCGCUGAGGAAAAUGAGGAUGAUCACCUUCCUCCUGGUUGGACUAAUAGUCCAUGUGGUCUUCUUCCUCUCUAUCUUUGACAUCUACUUCACCUCUCCCCUGGUCCAUGGCAUGACACCCCAGACCACUCCCCUGGCACCUCCUUCGUCCAGGCUGGUGUUAGUGGUGGCCGAUGGUCUUCGAGCAGACAGUUUCUUCACACUCCUGCAGAACGGCUCAUCCAGGGCCCCGUACUUGAGGAGUGUGAUUGAGGAGAAGGGUACAUGGGGUGUUUCACACACACGUGUGCCCACAGAGUCUCGUCCCGGUCAUGUUGCUCUUAUCGCUGGCUUCUAUGAGGACGUUAGUGCUGUUGCUAAAGGGUGGAAGGAGAAUCCAGUGGAGUUUGACUCGGUCUUUAAUGAGACCCGACACACCUGGUGCUGGGGCAGCCCUGAUAUUUUGCCAAUGUUCGCUAAAGGUGCAAGUGGAGACCAUGUGUAUACCCACACAUACCCAGCAGAAGAGGAGGACUUUGCUUCCACAGAUGCCUCCAGGCUCGACACAUGGGUGUUCACUCAAGUCAAAUCGUUCUUUCAGUCAGCGAAGUCUAACGCCAGCCUGAGGACCAAUCUGCUUAAGGAUGAGAACGUCUUCUUCCUGCAUCUGCUGGGCAUCGACACAAACGGACACGCUCAUAGACCAAUGUCACGGGAGUACCUAGACAAUAUCGGUCUAGUAGACACUGGUGUUGCUGAACUGGUGUCUAUGGUGGAAGACUUCUUUGGUCAUGAUGGUAGAACAGCGUAUGUGUUUACCUCUGACCAUGGCAUGACAAACUGGGGUUCACACGGUGCAGGUCAUCCAUCAGAGACCCUCACUCCUUUAGUAGUGUGGGGAGCUGGCGUUCACAAUGCCCGCAAGGCCACUGGACCCCAACCAUACAGUGACGGCUUCCUACAAGAUUGGAAACUGGAGCAUCUUCGAAGAGUUGACGUCAAUCAGGCAGACAUCGCGCCCCUCAUGGCUUCUCUUAUUGGUGUCCCCUUCCCUCUUAACUCAGUUGGCGUAUUACCUCUUCUCUACCUUAACAACAGUGAGCACUUCAAGGCAGAAAGCAUGUACACUAAUGCUAUUCAAGUACUAGAGCAGUACAAGAUAAAAAUGACCCAGAAAAAGGAGACUACCCUCCCUUUUCUCUUCACCCCAUUCGAACUUCUGACUGAGUCAAAACAAUCACAGUUCAUCAACAAGGCUAGAAUACUGAUUCAGCUGGAGAAGUAUGACGAUGCUAUCGCCCUGUGUCGGUCUCUCAUAGCCCACGCUCUGGAGGGCCUGGCCUACUACCACACCUAUGAUCGGUUCUUUCUGGGGUGCAGUGUGGUGCUAGGAUUUGUAGGCUGGACCUCAUAUGUAGUCCUAGUCAUACUGAAGACUCAUGCGAACCUCAACAGAAACCCCAGUGUCCUCAAACAGAUUCCCGGCCAUGCCUUGGUGAGGCUGUCUCUGUGUGUGACAGUGGUGAUCACUGUGUUCCUGCUCAUCCAAAGAAGCCCUGUUACCUACUAUGUUUACUGCCUGCUGCCUGUCCCUUUGUGGUACUCUGUCCUUAAAGAGUCUGGCAUUCUGACAGAUUUAAUUCACUCGGCUCCCUCUCUGCCACUGUGGAAGUGUUUCGGCUAUUUCGUGCUGGUGUCGUUUGGCAUCGAGCUACUGGUGGUGAGUUUCUUCCAUCGCGCCAUGCUAACUCUGGGCCUGGCUGUCCUCUCUCUUUGGCCCUUCCUGUCGGGUCUUUUUGGCAAGGCCAAGUUCCGUUCAUUGAGCUGGUGUCUCGGCUGCCUGUGUUUGGCUGCUUUUCCCCUGAUGCCUGUUGUGGGCAGAGAGCCUAACAUACAUCUGGUUACCUUUGCAGGUGUACUCAGUCUCUUCACUUCAGCCUGCUACCUCUGGUCAUCACGGCCGAGAACAACAAUGCACCUGAGUGACAGACAGCAGUUUGUGUCCCAGAUGCUCCAUGUGGCAGUGUGUGCGUACGUUCCAUCGCUCACACACUCCAGCCUUCAGCAGAAACAGGGCCUGCCACUUCUAAAUCAGAUCAUCAGCUGGAGCACAUUAGCGUCCUCUAUGCUCGUUCCAUUGUUGAGCUCAACGCGUCUUUUCCAGCGCCUGCUCAGCAUAUUCCUCUCUCUCACGGCAACAUAUCUGCUGCUCAGCACUGGGUCAGAGGCUUUGUUCCCUCCUGUGUUAGCUUGGUUGAUGUUUGUGUGGAUCAACAUUGAACAGGAAGCUAUGCUUGCACAGGGUGUCUCUGGCAGACAAGAGCUCUCAACAAUUGAUUUCUCCGCAAACAUCGACAUCACCAAGAUCCGACAACUGAAGUUGGACGACAUCAGGAGAUCAUAUUUUUUUGUAUUUUUUAUAAUAACAGCUUUCUUCGGCACAGGGAACAUAGCUUCCAUUAACAGUUUCGACCCAGCGUCUGUUUAUUGUUUCCUCACUGUCUUCAAUCCCUUCCUUAUGGGAGGGCUGAUGAUGUGGAAGGUUGUCAUUCCAUUCAUCAUAGUAAUGUGCACGUUUGAGACCAUCCAAGUUGCAACGCAGCUCUCAUCAAGAAGUUUGUUCCUCAUUGUCCUGGUCAUCUCUGACCUGAUGGCUCUGCACUUUUUCUUCCUCGUGCAAGACUACGGCAGCUGGUUAGACAUUGGGACAAGCAUUAGCCAUUACGUGAUUGUGAUGUCGAUGACCAUCUUCCUGAUGCUGCUCAGUGUGGUGACACACAUUCUCACCUCAAAAAGACUCAGUCUUUGGAGACACAAAAAGCACUUCCCCUAACUAAAAGAGUUUGAGUGCAUUUGCAUGCACACAAUGUAGUUAACAAUAAGUACUUCAGGUUUACAUUCUCGGAGGAAAUACCAAAUAAUUCUUCUCAACAAUUGUUCCUUCCUUCCUUGUAAUAGUGUAAGAAAAAAGCUUGUUGUGUAACCCUUAAGCACAGUCCCGUUACACUGUAACGUCUUGUGUACUCAGUCCCUGUUUCAACAUCAUUGUUUCUACAUUAAUGAGUGAUUAAUUGACUGGUCGAUGGAAUUUUACUGUAUUUUUAUAUGCUCUUGCCAAGUCGGCCGACUUAUGAUCUUCUCAGGAAGGGUAACAUUCUAUCCUCUGAAGCUGCCUAAGACAUCUUCUUGUUGAGAAGAAAUAGGGAGAAACUUUUAAUUUAUUGUGACUGUUUUUGGUAUUUUUGAACCAACUGAGGGAAUGGAAAAAAGGGGCUUCCGGGGGGGAAAGUGGGAAACAUUUUUGUCAUGUGGGCCCUCUGUAGAGCCCAGUGGCCACCACUGGGAUUGUGGUUGCAGUUGGAAACGUGUAAAUGCUUGAAUAAGAAUGUUGAGAUGUAGUGAAAACCUUUUUGUUCGUAUGUUUUAAUAAAAACUAAACACAA